GUUCCACGUUGCGUGGCUUCCAGUUGUUUUCGCAGGAGAGACUAUCCCUAAGAGCCCCUGCAGUUCGCUGCGUGCGCAGACGGGAGGAAUGGUUGAUCCAUUCAACUGACUACCGCAGACCGCAAAAUUAUGUCAUUGGGCAUGAUAAGACUCGGGCCGCGCCAGGGCAGCGUCCCAUCGAGCGCCAUCCAACGUCUGCAAGACGCCGCCGCGGCCUACCCGCGCACGCCAUCAUGCUCUUCGAGUUCGAGUUUCAUCUUCGUGUCGCAGUCUACCUCGACGCGGAGCCUAGCCACAACGCCAACCGGUACUCGGCACUUCGCAAAGACUGGGUAUCCCGGACCGCCAGUGGAUCCGCUAGCGAAGUGCAACAGUUGCGUCAUGGAGAAUUUGGUGCGAUCGAGAAGUACGCGUGGACAUGUCCCUGUGGACAAGCGCGAUCUCUUCUUCUCACGCCCUGUCGCGUUUGAGCCAAGUGAUACUGGCCCGCUGACGUCCGACGGGGCGGGGGUGGGUGGUGGCGAGGGGAGUUCGAAUUUGAGCGCAUCUGCAGUACCCCCUGGAGGUUCAUCUGCCGCACUGGAGACAGGUACUACCGUAAGGAGCGAGCACGGUCCUCCUCUCUCCCGUAAGCAAUAUGAACAGUACGCGGUGCAGUGUGCGAUUCCAAUGGUCGGUUUCGGUUUUAUGGACAACACCAUCAUGAUAACGGUCGGGGACGCAAUUGAUGCGCACUUUAGCGCCAUGGUCAGCACCCUGACCGCAGCAGCUUUUGGGCAGUGCUGCAGCGACGUCGCGGGUACAAGCUUUGGUGGGUUUGUCGAUGCUGCUGCCGCGCGGUUGGGUUUGCCCGAUGCGCGUGUCACGCCUGCACAGGUACAGUGCUUUUUUUUAGACAUGAUAAUGGUGCAAAGUUCACGACUUCUCUUUCUCGUGAAGCACAUCACGACGAACAGUUGGUGUAGUGUGGUGAGAGUAGAACGGUGUUUGUGAUUGCAGAGAUGUUGUCGGAUAAAACAAAUACAAAAAAUUGCCUCGAAGGAAUGAUGACUUGCAGUAUUCGGACUAGAGUUUUUGAGCUCCAGUGCGAUGAGAUGCAGACUCUGCUCUUUGUUGUCUGACAUACUUCGAUGGCAUGUUUGUAGAAGGCGUGUUUGAGUAAGUGCCAAAAGCAAUGCGCUUGGAAAGGUGUAGUAACACAUAAGUAUAUUAGAAAUGAAAUUUAAUUUUCAGGCCGACCUCGCACCCGUUCGUCUCGUUCGGACGGUUUCUAUGGGGAUCGGAGUCAUCGCUGGGUGUCUGCUCGGUAUGUUUCCGCUGCUUUUCAUCGACACGAAACGCAAUGAGAGGCGGCGGAAAGCUAAGGAGCUCCGGUAUCUGAAACAUUGCGCUCCUUAAUAUGCGCCUGCCGCGGUCCCUUGCUUUUGGUCUUUACCUUUUCGGACUUCUUUUUGCCAGUCAAGUGUUUUUCCACCGGAUAAGUAUGCAUCAAACAUACACUUUUCAGAACCCUCUUUACAUCGGUGGCAGAUGAAGGCCAGCGCAGUUUGAACGUUGAGCGUUGCUCGCUCUACAUAGAUGAGGAUGGCGACGCGAACUCCAUGUGGGCCCUGGCAAAACGAUGGAGUCCCAGUCAGGCACAGAUCGAUGAUUGCAUCAAGCGGGCACUGGAUGAGCAGUCAGGACUUUUGUCCGUGGAAAAGCUGAACCACUCCUUUCAGCGGAUGCGGUUCAGGAACUGCGAACUCGCGACAAAAGAGGUACACGAAGAUAAAUCCGUCCGUAGUUUCUAAAAAUGCGGUCAGCUUAACUUUUGCUUUCCCGUUUGCAUUUAGCGGCCCGUCACGUGUUGGAUAUCAGCAUGGAUAGAGCGCUGUAUUUCGUGUACUCGAGCAGUCAGCUUUCGUACCGCAUAGGAUCACCAUCUUGCAAUUUACACUGGUCCACAGGCGUACAUCCGCAAGGAGGAGCUGCCCGCACUGCUGAAGCAGAUGCUCGGCACCGAUGCGAGGUACGCGAAGCUGGAGAAGAAGCGGAUAAAGAAGAACGGCACGAAGUACAUCGUGUUGAAGUCCCUUGAUCCGGAAAACGCAAUGCUCAAUCUCGCGGACGUGUACGCAGACGAGAGGUUUGUGGCCAGCCGCAAGUACGGUACCAACGCCUUUACGCGAACCAAGUCACAGAACGCGUGGCGCGCCCAUUCCGUGCUGAUCGGACCCGUGCUUCGAAACGGGAAAAUCGUGGGAUGCAUCGAAAUGAUCAACAAAAAAUCGCACCCGGAUCUCCAGGGCGGCUGCGUCCCGUUUUCGAAAAACGACGUACUGCAGAUUUUUGAUUUAUUUUUUUACUCAAGUUGUAGGUAUCCGUAUCUCUGCCUGCUAGUGCGAUCAGUAGCCCCCUAAGUGUCUAUUGCUACUACCGUUAAACAACGGGGGAUGAUCCACUUGGUCUGCGAUCGAAUUCACUGAUGAUAACCUAAAGUUCAGUUCUGCUUCUGACGAGCAGUGAUGAAUCUUUAAACCAUUUCAUCCUUCAUCGCCCUGAGAAUUCGAUCGCAUAUGAUGCUUUCAAGCACGAAGACGCCCGGGCGGGCGCAACAUACUCUAGGAUCUGGUCGCAGCGUUUUUUAUUUGCGAAAAUCAAAAUGAUGAAACAACUGCGAAUUCCUUACCUAUUUUAGCUGAAGUUGGUGAAGAACAAAAGCUUUGGAGACCUUCUGACGAACGAUAAUUUUUGUUUGCGUGUAGUGCGUGCAAGUGCACGUUCUCGUAAGAAGCUGAUAAUUGAAUCGCAACUUCUUUCGUCCAUCAACAGGAGCGGCUGAUGCGAUUGCUGUGCAACCACUGCAGCAUCUUCUUGAAUCAGCUGGAGACCACUGAUUCUUUGUCGGAGCUGCUCAUGACAGAUGCGAAUCCGGGUGACGAUUAGCCAGUCCGUGGUCCUGCUCAUCCCCUUUUCCUUCCGGCGAAACCUAGGGUUCUUUGGCUCGGUGCGGCACUGAUCGACGACCGUCCGCAGAUUGGUGUCCAAGCCGCUAGCCCGUAUGAUUUUCCAAGUGUGUAUCCAUAGUUAAUAUCAUGAUCUUGCAGCUGUUGUAGUACCUGCGCUUGGUCGUCACCGAAGCCCUACCGGGGCUGAUUCGUUACGCUCAUUUUCAUCGUCCUCAAUACCAGGGAGUAUCGUGGCUACCAAGGAUUGCGCAGCAUUGGGGACUUGUACGACCUAGUACAGCUGUGCACGCCCAAGGACGAUGUCCGUUGCUACUCUUGGGUGCGGAAACGCGACGAAGUACGGCCGUGGGGGAACAUGCGGAAACACGGGAAUACAGUUGGUAGCUGACGUGCACGUGACCUAGGCGAGUCGGAAAGCAGUUCUUACGGAUGUGUCAUGUGAAACAUUUUGGUUUGCCUUUGCACGCAGGGAAACAGGAGUUGAGUCCAAUUCGAAAUCCGUGCGUGUGGGGAAGCAAGGCAACGUUUGUUGUCCAUCCGUCCAUGAUUUUCGUGCUGUUGGAAAAAUCUACUCAGAAACUUAGUGCGCAAAGCCAUAAUAAAAACCAAAUAAUUUUUCAAAUGCACAUCUAGUGAGCCUGUCAGCGCAGAGGCAGCACUGUUCAUUUUGGUCCAUCACCCAUUGAUAUGUAUUCACAC
Messenger RNA from Amoebophrya sp. A120, 3650 nucleotides. Lineage: Eukaryota; Dinophyceae; Syndiniales; Amoebophryaceae. The record is from the annotation of a GenBank genome assembly.